UUUAUUUUUUAUUUUAAGCACUAGGAUACUUUGUUUGUGGAUUCCGGACCUUAGCUUCAGGAAGGCACACUCAUUUACGCAGGCUACGUGGCGUUUGCAUUCUGUAGCAGUACUUCUCAUCGUCUGACAAUGUGUUUAAACUUUUUCUAAAACAUGACAACAUCCGGGCAGAAGUUGGAUCCAAUAGACAUAUAGACAGAUCCAAUAUGGCGACUCGCAUGGUACAGUGUUACUCCCUGCUUAGAUGUUCUGUGAUAUCUCAAAUAUUCACUCCACGUGAAAGAUUUACAACUAUAUUCAAAGGAAAUAGUAACAUUAUAAGUCACUGCUUUCGUCAAUGUCCUGGUUAUGGAAGCAAAGCAGGGGAUAAUACACAGGAUGGUCAUAUUAUCAUUCCAGUAGAUCGUCUCAAAAUAUCAUACAGCCGAAGCAGCGGUGCUGGCGGUCAGCAUGUCAACAAAGUGAGCACCAAAGCAGAGGUCCGCUUCCACAUAUACACAGCAGACUGGAUCCCAGAUGAUGUGAAACAAAAUAUUUUAUUAAAGAACAAGAACCGCAUCAACAAGGCAGGGGAGUUGCUGGUGACGUCAGAGCUUACCAGGAGCCAGCAUCGUAACCUUGGAGACUGCAUACAGAAAAUCUCUGACAUCAUAAUGGAGGCCAGCGAGAAGCCACAUGAGCCCUCGGACGAGGACAUAGCCCUCAGAGCAUCCAGGUUGGAAAGAAGAAACCAGGAAAGGCUUAAAGAAAAAAAGUUCAAUUCAGCAACCAAGCAGUCAAGAAGAGUGGAUUUUGACUGAAGAAUGGUCAUCUGUCACCUAUUGCACAUCUUUUUUCAGAUAUGAGGGGGACAUCAUUUGUAUAUAUUGAGUUUAAGAAAUAAGUAGAUGUGAAGAAUGUAUAUGUAUUCUUUAAAGUUGUGCUGUAUU
Molecule: messenger RNA, 929 nt
Organism: Osmerus eperlanus (European smelt)
Lineage: Eukaryota; Metazoa; Chordata; Actinopteri; Osmeriformes; Osmeridae
Gene: mrpl58
Product: mitochondrial ribosomal protein L58
Exons: 7
Coding region: 207-800 (197 amino acids)
Biological process (GO): mitochondrial translational termination
Cellular component (GO): mitochondrial large ribosomal subunit
Molecular function (GO): peptidyl-tRNA hydrolase activity; translation release factor activity, codon nonspecific
Source: RefSeq, a predicted model, not a curated record